Molecule: messenger RNA, 698 nt
Organism: Anoplopoma fimbria (sablefish)
Lineage: Eukaryota; Metazoa; Chordata; Actinopteri; Perciformes; Anoplopomatidae
Gene: cav4b
Product: caveolin 4b
Exons: 4
Coding region: 90-698 (202 amino acids)
Biological process (GO): caveola assembly
Cellular component (GO): caveola
Molecular function (GO): molecular adaptor activity
Source: RefSeq, a predicted model, not a curated record
AUUAUCACUCUCUGCAGGGCUCCCCUGUCUUGUCUCUCAGCAAGGGCCUCUGUCACUGAUACAGGAUUAAGAUAGCAUUUUGAGUAAGGAUGAUGAUGGUGAGUGACGACUGCCUGGUGGAGUGUAAGAUCGACGAUGACAGCGACGAAGAGCAGAUAAACACGCCCCCUCCUCCUCCGGAGUUUGCAUCCAAGGCCCCGACCCCAGCGCCCGAAUCUCUGGCCCCUUCCUCGGCCCCUUCCUCGGCCCCUCCCACUGCCCCUGCUACGCCCACACCCACCCGCCCUGUCAACAGGGAUCCGUAUGGCAUCAACCGGCACCUAAAGGUGGAGGUCAGUGACGUACUGGCGGAGCCCGCCACCCUUCGCAGCAUUGACCUAGUGUGGCUUUACAGUGUCGCUGGCUUCGAGACAGCUCGUAUCGGGACGUACCGCUGCCUCUCCUUGCUGCUUGCCGUGCCAUUCGCUCUCCUAUGUGGUAUUUUCCUGGCCGUUCUCGCCUGUCUACACGUCUGGUUUGUGGUGCCUUGCCUACAGCUCAGCAACACCUUUCUUCCAUGCGUACGGUCCCUGUGUAUGUGUGCUGUGAAUGCUUUCAUCUCUCCCUUCUGUACCUCCAUCGCUCUCUGCUGCAGUCAAAUUGCCAUUUCACUGUCGAACAAGGACUGGCAUCAAAUGAAAGACAAAGAGACGGUAUGA